Myotis davidii is the source of this 735-nucleotide messenger RNA. RefSeq names its product membrane-spanning 4-domains subfamily A member 8. Bases 1 to 735 code for a protein of 244 amino acids. NCBI's taxonomy places the organism in Eukaryota, Metazoa, Chordata, Mammalia, Chiroptera, Vespertilionidae. Gene Ontology annotation, cellular component: plasma membrane. The record is from RefSeq and is a predicted model, not a curated record. Gene Ontology annotation, biological process: cell surface receptor signaling pathway. The transcript has 6 exons.
AUGAAUUCAAUGACUUCAGCAGGCCCCCAGGCCAAUACUGUGUUUAUGAUGGCACCCCACAAUGGAUAUCCUGUGGUCCCAGGAAGCAUGUCUCAGGUGCCCCAAUAUCCACUCAACCAGCCCCAAAUCCACACAAUUUCUGGGAAUCUACAUGGUUUGGAGCCGCCUGUAUAUACGCAACCUGACCAGAGAUCCUUUAAAGCGGGAAAGGUUUUAGGGGCCAUCCAAAUCCUGAUCGGCCUGAUACACAUUGGCCUGGGCAACAUCAUGGGGACCAUCAUCCCUGGGGGCUACACCGCUGUCUCAUUCCAGGGAGGCUAUCCCUUCUGGGGAGGCAUCUUGUUUGUCAUUUCAGGAUCCCUCUCAGUGGCAUCAGAACACCUACCAAGAUCUUCUUGCCUGCUGAAUGGCAGCUUGGCCUUGAACAUCAUCAGUGCAAUCUGUUCUAUGGUUGGAAUCUCGCUGUUCAUCACAGAUCUGAUUAUCAACCCCCUACAUUAUUACUACCCCAACUACUAUCCUUACUGGGGUGUGUACCCUGGAGUAGUUACUUCUGCUGUGCUGUUCAUCUUUAGCCUCCUGGAGUUCUGCAUUGCCUGCACGUCUGCCCACUUUGGCAACCAGCUACUCCGCCAUUUACACAACAGCCAGCCGAUGGUCUUCCAAACCAUCUACACCAAUCCAGAACCAUUGAACUCGCCACCAAGUUAUUUCAAUGUGGUUCAGCGCUCCUGA